AUGAAACUGACGCCGUUGUUGUUACUGAUCUUGGUCGGCGUUUUCAACAAUGCGCCGCGAACUCAAGGUGCCAAGAUUUUGACGACUUUAGGCUUUCCUGGACGCUCUCAGUAUAUUUUUGUGGAGACAUACUUGAAAGAAUUGGCGGCUCGUGGUCAUCAAGUGACAGUGAUUAGCCCCUUUAAGGAAAAACCGGUACAAAAUAUACGAUUUAUUACAGCACCUAAGAUCCACGAAUACUCCGAUAAAAUGCUUAAGAUCUAUAAAGCGUCCGGGUUUUGGGCACGUCAUAAGGCAUUCUCUUGGACAUUCAGCCUUGUUUCUGAAUGCAUACUAUCUGAUGAAGGUGUCCAGAAACUAAUACAUUCUGGGGAAACCUUUGACUUGUUUCUGGCCGAGAUGGUGCAGACAGAGUCAUUGUUUGGGUUGGCACAACAUUUUAAUGCAACUCUUAUGGGCUUCUCGAGUUAUGGAAAUGAUUAUGUUAUUGAUGAGCUCAUGGGUAAUAUAUCCCCGCUCUCCUAUAAUCCGCAUAUCACCUCGCCACGCUCAAAUAUAAUGACAUUCUACGAGCGUCUAUUGAACCGAUGGGAAAUAUGGACAGAGAAGAUAGUCUACUACAUUGUGCACACCCCAGUCAUGGAGGAACAGUAUGCGAAGUACUUUCCCAAUGCCAAGAAAACUCUAUCUGAAGUCAUGGAUAGCUUCGAGUUGAUAUUGCUGGGUCAACAUUUCACACUGAGUUACGCGCGUCCCUAUCUGCCCAACAUGAUCGAGGUGGGUGGAAUUCACAUUUCCCACAAGCCGAUACCAAUACCCGAGGACAUUAAGCAGUUUAUUGAGACCUCUCGCGAAGGUGUCAUCUAUUUCUCCUUGGGAUCCAAUGUGAAAAGCAAAGAUUUGCCUGAAGAAACGCGAAAUACGCUGUUGAAAGUAUUCGGAGGACUGAAGCAGCGUGUGCUCUGGAAAUUUGAAAAUGAUCAGUUGCCCAAUAAGCCAUCAAACGUGCUUAUAAGCAAAUGGUUUCCUCAACCUAAUAUUCUAGCUCAUCCCAAUGUCAAGCUCUUUAUCAGUCACGGAGGGUUGCUAAGCACCAUUGAAAGCGUCUACUUUGGAAAACCUAUUCUGGGCUUGCCUGUUUUCUAUGAUCAGUUUAUGAAUGUUAAAAGAGCCACUGAGAUGGGAUUCUGCCUGGGCUUGGAUCUGCAGAAUCUACAGCAGUCAGAGUUGGAGCAGUCGAUUCAUACUCUAUUAACCACACCCAGCUAUGCCAAGGCCGCUGCACUCAUAUCCGAGCGUUACAAGGAUCAGCCAGAAGCUGCGCUAGAUCGAGCCAUUUGGUGGACAGAGUAUGUGAUCCGUCACAAAGGCACGCCUCACAUGCGGGCAACGUCGAGGGAUUUGAGCUUUGUGCAACUUCACGGCUUGGACACCUUGGCGGUUCUUCUAGGUGUGCCUCUUGUAACGAUUCUCUUGCUAGUUAAGCUGGCAUAUUGGCUUCUUUGCAUUACGUUUGGGUCUAAGCAUAAGCGAUUCGACAAGCAGAAGAGAAACUGAAUAUGCAAAUUUGUAAACUUAUUCUAGUUA
Messenger RNA from Drosophila innubila, 1587 nucleotides. It is a transcript of the gene Ugt35C1, whose product is annotated as UDP-glucuronosyltransferase 2B15. The coding region runs from base 1 to 1557 and encodes 518 amino acids. Gene Ontology annotation, molecular function: UDP-glycosyltransferase activity. Lineage: Eukaryota; Metazoa; Arthropoda; Insecta; Diptera; Drosophilidae. The transcript is spliced from 2 exons. The record is from RefSeq and is a predicted model, not a curated record.